Molecule: messenger RNA, 507 nt
Organism: Knipowitschia caucasica
Lineage: Eukaryota; Metazoa; Chordata; Actinopteri; Gobiiformes; Gobiidae
Source: the annotation of a GenBank genome assembly
AUGCUACAGAACUACAGAGCUACGCCACACGCUACCACAAGUGAAUCUCCAUUCAAGCUCCUGCGAGGGAGAUCUAUGAGAACAAAACUGGACAUACUGCCCCAGAGUGACUACACAGGACAGUAUGAGGAGCUGAGGUCAAGGGUAGCUCUUCGUCAGGCAAAAAGCAAGAGUUACACAGACAAAAAGAGAGGUGCUAAAGCUCCUAAACUCGCAGUAGGAGACAAGGUCCGUAUCCGCAAGCCUUUUCACGUUGGGAAAGGAGAGAGACAGUACACUGACCCGGUGUCCGUCCAAGAACAAACCAGAUACAGCACUUUCAUCUUGAGUGACGGGAAACGGUGGAAUGCAAACCGCCUUUCUCUCUGCGCAGGAAGAGCAGAAGACCCUACUCGAGCUGGGACUGCAGGAUCUAAUACCAGCCUCACAGAGACUGUACCAAACCGCACUGCUCCACAAAGAGAGCACAAACCUCCCGCAUGGACCAAAGACUAUGUUUUGAAAUAG